AUGGUAUCAGAGCUAGAUGCUCAUCGAAAUCAAGAAGACAAAGAAGAGACUCAGAUUAACACCGAUGAUUCUUCUUCCAGCGAUUACCUUUCAUCUUCUCUAACAAAUAGUUCGAACGACGAAAGAUCAAGAAUGUCUAGAAAGAAGAAAUACGAAAAUGAUGUGCUAACAAUGCAUAACUCAGAUCAUACAAGUGCGAUUAUAUGUACUACUAUUUUUAAUGGCGGAAAUUAUAUUGGCUGGAGCAGUGGUAUGCGAUUAGCGCUAGAAGCAAAAUCAAAGUUAGGGUUUAUUGAUGGAUCUUUAGUUGUACGAAAAGAAUCAGAAGUAUUUGAUAAAUGGCGAAAGAUGGACUGUUUAGUUCGUUCUUGGAUUCUGAACACUAUGUCGGAUGAGAUUAAAUCAAACUAUUCUUCCACAACCACAGCGUUAGACUUAUGGCUUGAUAUCAAAGAACGAUAUCAAGAAAACAACGGUCCACAAUCUUAUCAGAUCCAAAAGGCCAUUAGUAACCUGAGACAAGAUCAACCAGAAUCAUCAUCAAAUCAGAAUUCUAAAUUCAGUAACAUUGAAAUUGCUGAUGUGGUGAAAGAAGUCAUAAAAGGACUGCAAACCCAAAGAAAAUGUAAAGACAAGUACAGCGAAGGAUGUUAA
Impatiens glandulifera is the source of this 654-nucleotide messenger RNA. RefSeq lists its product as uncharacterized. The record is from RefSeq and is a predicted model, not a curated record. The transcript is spliced from 3 exons. Bases 1 to 654 code for a protein of 217 amino acids. NCBI's taxonomy places the organism in Eukaryota, Viridiplantae, Streptophyta, Magnoliopsida, Ericales, Balsaminaceae.